AUGCUGGAAACACUGUUUUUCAAUCCAUUAGUGCUCUUGAAGGUUAAAAUGUCAACUAGCCCAAGACUACUCGUACGUAAAAAUCUCAAAGGAAAAAAAGAAUCACAUGUGAUUAUUGGUUCACCUACAGUAUCAACAAAUAUAUCAUCUCGAGCGCCAUUACUUACAGGUUAUGAUUAUCAAGUACCACGUACAGCUCAUUCACUAGCUCCACAAUCCAAAUGGAUUAUAGUUCGUAAUAAUCUGCAUCAAAUUCCAAAUUGGAACGCUGUUGAACGUAUUUCAGUUGUUGAUAGACCAUUUCAAAAUUGGUAUGUUGCUUUUAAAGUGAGACAUGAAUUAAAGCGUGUUCAAGAAAAAAUUUGUGCUAUUCAAUAUCGUCUAAAUUUUAAAUCUGUUCAUUAUUUUUAUUUACCUACUGAUGAAAUAGGUGUACGACGUUAUAAUGUUUCACAUGUUCAACCAACGGAUGGUAUUUACUAUGCUGGUCUUGGUUCUGAGCCAAUUAAUUUACAAUGUUUACUUUAUUAUUUUAGUAAAGAAUGUAUUGUUCCAUAUAAUAGUUUGUUUUAUCCAUUUUUAUGUGAUGUUAAUUCAGUAUUAGAUACAAAUCGAAAACGUAUACAGCGAGUUGUUGUCUUUCGAAAAGUUUCAUUAAUUAUGACAAUAGCUAUUUUUACUAUUAUAUUAAUGAUGUUUUUUUCAUUGAUAUUAAGUGUAUUAACAACAACAUCACAUUUAAGACAAAUGUAUAAAAAUGGUCUCAGUGAUGAUAUGACAUGA
This is a messenger RNA of Rotaria sordida, 783 nucleotides long. NCBI's taxonomy places the organism in Eukaryota, Metazoa, Rotifera, Eurotatoria, Philodinida, Philodinidae. The record is from the annotation of a GenBank genome assembly.